Messenger RNA from Prunus mume (Japanese apricot), 3163 nucleotides. NCBI's taxonomy places the organism in Eukaryota, Viridiplantae, Streptophyta, Magnoliopsida, Rosales, Rosaceae. The record is from RefSeq and is a predicted model, not a curated record.
AUGAGGAUUUAUCAUAAUGCGGUCACAUCCUGGAUGCCAUUUCGGAGGAUUUAUCCCAAUGCAAUGUGUGAGGAUGUUGGAUGUGAACUCUCUGAGGAUUUAUCCCAAUGCGAUCACAUCCCGGGCAUCAAAAAGCCAAAGCUGGGGAUCAUUCUUCCUGAUAUAGCCUAUGCCUUUUUUCUCUCACACUCACAAGGCUCAGAAGGAAACCAUGCUACUCUUGGACAAGGUCUAAUCCUAGCUGAAAGGGUGUCCCUGUAUGAUGAAGGGAAAAGAGACUACUUUCAUUUGGAAAGAAUGCUGGCUGCAGUGAUUUCCGUGGGUGAAGAGAUAGUGACUCUGGGACUGCCAUCAGGAAUCUGCCCCUGGUUUUUGCCUUCACCGGUUCAGGAAACGGCCAUUAGAGAAGACAUUGUUUCUACGCAGGGAAGCAUCCACAUGGAAGAAUCGUCGAGCAAAAACACUAAUUAUUCAGAAGAUGAAGAAAAUGAAGAACUUUUAUCAAGAGUGUGGAUAGAGUCCAAGAAGCUAUGGCGCAUAGUAGGUCCUAAUAUCAUCAACCGCUUGGCUGGCUACUCCAUGACCGUCAUUACCCAAGCCUUUGCUGGCCACCUUGGCAACGUUGAACUUGCUUCCAUUUCCAUUGCCACCAAUAUCAUUGUUGGCUUCGGUUUUGCUCUCGUGUUAGGAAUGGCAAGCGCCCUAGAGACGCUAUGUGGGCAGGCCUUUGGGGCUAAAAGGUACCACAUGUUGGGGACGUACAUGCAAAGGUCAUGGGUUGUGCUGUUCUUCUGCUGCAUUCUCCUAUUGCCUGUGUACAUAUUCGCCUCCCCGAUUCUAAAACUGAUGGGACAGUCCGAUGAUGUGGCAGAGCAGUCCGGCGUGGUGGCUCUGUGGCUUAUACCCUUGCAAUUCAGCUAUGCGUUUCAGUUCCCAUUGCAGAGGUUCUUGCAGAGCCAGCUCAAGAACUUAGUGACGUUGUGGUUUUCCUUGGCGGUUUUGGUGCUUCAUGCAGUGACGAGUUGGGUUUUGGUGUAUGAGUUGGAUUUUGGGGUUGUGGGUGCGGCCAUGGCUCUGGAUAUUUCAUGGUGGGUUUGGGGGCUCGGCCUAUUUUGGUAUGUUUCAUCUGGUAGGUGUCCGCAGAGUUGGGCUGGGUUCUCCACUCAGGCCUUUUCUGGGCUUUGGGAAUUUGUCAAAUUUUCUGCUGCUUCUGGGGUCAUGCGCUGCUUGGAAUUCUGGAGCUAUAGAAUCCUAAUUGUAAUGACUGGAUCCUUAGAGAAAGCAACUCUUGCUGUGGAUGCCUUGGCAAUUUGCAUGACUAUAAGUGGGUGGGAGCUCAUGAUUCAUUGGGCCUUCUUGGUUGGAACAGGAGUAAGAGUGGCAAAUGAGUUGGGGGCUGGAAACUGGAAGGCAACUAAAUUUGCAGCCAAGGUUUCUAUGGCAGAAUCUGUCUUCAUCGGUUUAUGCGUAUGUGUAAUUACAAUCAUACUCCAUGACGAGUUUGCAUACAUAUUCACAUCCAGCAUUGAUGUCAUCCAAGAAGUUGGUCAGAUGUCAUAUCUCUUGGCAAUGGCAAUUCUACUUAAUAGUAUUCAACCCGUCCUGACAGGAAUAGUUGUGGGCACAGGAUUGCAAGCAUGGGUUGCAUACAUAAAUCUUUUCUGCUACUAUAUUAUUGGGCUCCCACUUGCACUUGUGAUGGGAUGGAUCCGCCACUUGGGUGUUUCGGGUAUAUGGGGUGGGAUGAUCUUUGGUGGAACUGCUGUGCAAACGGUGAUCUUGGCCAUCGUGCUAAUAAGACAUGAUUGGGAAAAGGAGACGGAGUUGGAAUGGAGGAGGAUUGAUGAUGGGCUCUGCCUAUCUGAUCCACCUCUUAGGCUAAAAUGGUAUAAACACAUUCCUUGGGUUUCCUUAAUGAGUUUUGAUCAUUCUUUGAUCCUUUGGAAUAUGGAGAAUCAACACAGCAGGUCUUUACCAAGUAUUUUCUCCAAAUGCACCUAUCUAGUAUGUUUCUGUUCGCAGGGUCUCUACUUAGGACAAUAACCUGGUGCAAAUCAUGGAUGCAUGGAUGUCACCUCCUCAGUCCUCACAAGGGUCACCUUUACUUUCUGUGGCUGUGGAUCUUUCUGGUCCUCAAACUUGACACAUCCGAGCUUUAGAAGAAACGAUGCAGUUCUUCACAUGGAGUUCGUAGCUUCGGUUGCUGUAAUUAACUUGAUCAAGAUGGAAUUGGACAGAGUCAGAGUGUCAUGAGAUCCAUAGAAGACUUGUUCAUCUCCAAGUGUCUAAAACGACGACCAUGUUUGUGGAGACUCUAUUAAGUGGAAAUUACUCCAGUUUCUUAAUGCACAUGCAAAAUAUUUCUUCAGGAGCAACAGAUGUGCGAAUUGUGCUAAGAUCGUUGCAUCUCAAUUAAGAGGCACAGUGGAUAGGAUUUUGAUUGAAUCAACAGAUGUUGUGAUAAAGAACACUAUCACCACAACCUGCAAUGGCUAUGAGAGCCCUCAGCGUGGUCCACCCUUGCCAUGAGCUAUAUGCUUUGAAGGUUGGAAUCUCCUUUACUUUGGAUGCUUCUUGUGUGCCUCUUGUGGUGAAAUCUGACUCUUUGACAGCAGUUCAAAUGAUUAACACUGAUGAGGAGUGCUUGCAUCAAAAGGGGUUUUGGUGGAUGAGAUUCAUCGCCUAAUUGAGUUAUGAUGAGACCCCAAACUACUGUUCAGUAUGUUCCUCGUAAAGCUAAUGGACCUGCUCACCGGAUUGCUCUGUUUUGUCUUCGUGAAUCAGCCUAUCAUUUUGGACGGAUGAUGAGUGCUAUCCUUGAGCUUGACUACUCAUGGAUUGCAUUCGAGAUGAUUGUCCUUCUCUGCAUUCCUUUGCUUGAUUUUGUUGUAAUUUCUUGGCAUGUGUGGUACUCUUUCCUACCUCGAAGUUUUGUCCCAUGUGGUUUUCUUCGGGAAGGUUUUAACGAGGCCACUUCAAUCAUGCUGAUUCUAUUGUUCUUGAUUAUUUGAAUGAAUUACCAUUUGCCUUUAAAAAAAGAAUUUCAAGUGAUUGAGCUUUUAGUUCUGUAAGGUGACACCGAAAGACAUUGCGAAGGUUCAGAUUGGUGUUUAUUUAGGGUUUGCACCUUUGUGUCCCCAUGAAAAUAACCAAGAAAAUAGUA